Pristis pectinata (smalltooth sawfish) is the source of this 6296-nucleotide messenger RNA. RefSeq names its product beta-secretase 1 (gene bace1). The record is from RefSeq and is a predicted model, not a curated record. Lineage: Eukaryota; Metazoa; Chordata; Chondrichthyes; Rhinopristiformes; Pristidae. Gene Ontology annotation, cellular component: membrane; trans-Golgi network; endosome. Bases 398 to 1897 code for a protein of 499 amino acids. Gene Ontology annotation, molecular function: aspartic-type endopeptidase activity. Gene Ontology annotation, biological process: amyloid-beta metabolic process; membrane protein ectodomain proteolysis. The transcript is spliced from 9 exons.
GCAUCCACACUAGUUCUUCCGCUGAAGUGGGAAGACUGUAUAAGCUUCGCUGUUGCUGUCUCAACCCAUCCCCGUUUAUUCUAUCAAACUCCGAAUCACCACCUGAAAUAACGGAAUAAUGCGAAAUAAUGGCAUUUGCUGUAGCUUACCUGACUCUUUACAAAGGUCCUUGAAUGCAAAGGAGUAAUUAUAUCUUACUUUUUGCCUUUUUAAAAAAUGCCUUUUAUUCAAAAUAAAUCCAUCAAUGAAGCAUCCGACGCUGCGCGUUUGGCUUUCUUCUAAAGCUCUCGAUGUAGGGCGAGAGGGGGUUGAAUAAAUAUUUUUUUGGAAGCAACUGCUGUGCAAUUGCACUUGCUUUUCUCGGAAGAGAGAAAGAGACCGAGAAAGUGUUGUCGAAAUGAAAUUUUGUCCCGUUUCUCGUUUUCCGCUGUUGGUUUGCUCUUUGAGUGUAUGGCUGCUUUGCAAUGGAGAGCCGUCUGGAAUCAGGGUCCCUCUGAAAAAUGACAUCGGGAUCUCCAGCAGGGUGCCCAGAGCUGCUGAUGGAACUGAUCGGAGACAAAGUAUCAAUUUUAUGGAAAUGGUUGAUAACCUCAGAGGGAAAUCCGGGCAGGGUUAUUAUGUGGAGAUGACAAUAGGAACACCUCCUCAGAAGCUGAACAUUCUGGUGGAUACGGGUAGCAGCAACUUUGCUGUUGGUGCAGCAGCGCAUCCAUUCCUGAAGAGGUACUAUCGCCGCAGUCUCUCCAGCACUUACCGAGAUCUGAGGAAGAGUGUCUACGUUCCCUACACCCAGGGGAAGUGGGAAGGGGAGCUCGGGACAGACAUUGUCAGCAUUCCACAUGGUCCUAAUGUCUCGGUCAGAGCAAACAUUGCUGCCAUCACAGAGUCUGAUAAAUUCUUCAUCAAUGGUUCCAACUGGGAGGGGAUACUGGGAUUGGCGUAUGCUGAAAUUGCCAGGCCUGAUGAAAACCUGGAACCCUUCUUUGAUUCAUUGGUGAAGCAGACCCAGGUCCCCAACAUCUUCUCACUGCAGCUGUGUGGAGCAGGCUUUACCCUGAAUGAUACGGAUGCAACAUCAUCUGUGGGAGGAAGCAUGAUAAUAGGUGGAGUUGAUUCUUCCCUGUAUCUGGGCAACAUCUGGUUCACACCAAUCAGGAAGCAGUGGUACUAUGAAGUCAUUAUAGUAAAGAUUGAGAUCAAUGGACAAGACCUGAAUCUGGACUGUAAGGAGUACAACUACGACAAGAGCAUCGUAGACAGUGGAACCACAAACCUCAGGCUGCCCAAGAAGGUCUUCCAAGCUGCAGUGAAAUCCAUCAAGGCCGCGUCUUCUACGGAGAAGUUCCCUGAUGGGUUCUGGUUGGGUGAGCAGCUGGUAUGCUGGCAGGUUGGCACCACGCCCUGGCACAUCUUCCCUACAAUAUCACUGUACCUCAUGGGAGAGGCCACCAAUCAAUCUUUCCAAAUCACCAUCCUACCACAACAAUACCUACGUCCAGUAGAAGACGUGGCCACCUCUCAGGAUGACUGCUACAAGUUUGCCAUUUCCCAGUCCACCACAGGAACUGUGAUGGGGGCCGUCAUCAUGGAGGGGUUUUAUGUCGUCUUCGACCGUGCCCGAAAGCGCAUUGGAUUUGCAGUUAGCACCUGUCACGUGCACGAUGAGUUCCGCUCAGCCACGGUGGAGGGUCCCUUCUUCAGUACAAACAUGGAGGACUGUGGCUACAACAUUCCACAGACGGACGAGUCAACGCUGAUGACAAUUGCGUAUGUGAUGGCGGCCAUCUGCGCUCUCUUCAUGCUGCCCUUGUGCCUGAUGGUCUUUCAGUGGCGCUGUUUCCGUUGCCUUCGCCGUGAGCACGAUGACUUUGCAGAUGACAUAUCGCUGCUUAAGUGACAGCAGAAGAACUCUUCAAGAUGGAAGAAAACUUUUCUUUCUCCAUUUUUUAAACACGUGGCAGUUUACAGUGCGGAACAGAAGGGCAGGUGUGUAGAGUAUUGAAGUCGAAAGCCAUAUGGCUGGUUUGAGACUUAACAACAAUUGUAGCGUAUGCAAGGUAACUUCCCAUUUGUACCUGCCUUUCCUCAUCACAUGUUCAAUUAGUCAGAUCAUUCGAGGCCUGUGUCCAAAUACCCACAGGUCAGCAGUGACGUUUGAGAGUCAAGUAACUCAACAGGUACGCAAAUUCUCUACACUUGCAACAUAGAAUUUAAAAGACAAAAUCCACCAAGAUAUCUCCAAAAGAAACUGUAAAUACAAGCCACAGAAAUAUUUUUUAUCUGUUUAAUUCCUCAUCUUGGGUCACAACCAAUCAUAUGUUCCACUGGACUAACGGAAAAUACAUGAGCAAUAGAAAUGAUUGUUAAAUACCGCUCCUUGAUUAUCGCUGAUUUCUGGCAUGUGUAGCCCUAGUGUGGCCACUAUUUCCUACAAAGAGUGCAAUAUGGUUUUACACUACCAGCACUUUUACAUUACUGUAAGUUUAGCAUCAACAUUUAAACUGUGGAAAUGUGAUGUAUACAUUUGUGUGUAAAUAUCUAUAAAUGUACACAUUACAGUAUUGCAUAUUUAAUUUUCAUUAUAUUUAGCAUCAUUUACAGAACAGCAAUGGACCAUUGCAUAAUGACAAUGAUCAUGCAAGGGGCUUUCGCCUUCUCCUCCAGAAGACCCCCAAUUCCUUACUAAAGUACUUUCUAAUGGACGCUGGCCAUCCUUAGUACUUGUGGAAAGAAAAUCAUUUAAGCCAAGCCCAGAUAAUAAAUGUCAACAAGUAAUGUGAUCCGGGAUUUCACCCCAGCUAAGCCUGACUGUGUUAACUUGCCAGUUUAUACAUGAGCCAUUGCUAUUAAAAUGCUGUCUGAUUACCGGAGCUACUCCUGGAUAACAGUUGACCUCUCAUUUUUGGAACAGCCAAGGUGACAGUAGUAAGAUACAAGAGACUACAGAUACUGGAAUCUGGAGUAACGCACAGAGCACUGGAGGAACUCAGUGGGUCGAGCAGCAUCUGUUGGGGGAGAGGAAUGGUUAACAUUUCAGGUUGAGACCCUGCAUCAAUCCUGAUGCAGGGUUUUGACCCAAGACGCCCAUAUUUCCUUCCCCCCAAAUGCUGCUCCACCCGCUGAGUUCCUCCAGCAGAUUGUUUAUUGAGAGUAGAGAGCUGGAGUCUCCCUCUAUAUUUACACAAGGGUGCUACCCACUGCCCCCAACCCAAUGUGAGUACCAGAUAGUAUGCAGUGGUGACAACCAUGGCUGAUUAUCCCUAACCUGGCCCAGAAAUAAUAAAAGCCAAUUUGUACUCCUUUUUGUUAUUCUAAAAUUUAAUCUGGCAAGUCAACAUAGACUGCAGAACCAGGACUUCUGGGUUUACAGGGCAUUUUCAUCAACUGAGCCACAAAGGGAGACUAUAUUUAGCUUGUUUUUUUUCCUAAAAUAAGAGGUCAACGGUUAUCGAGGAGUAAUUUCUUGUAGUCUCCACACUAAUCCAACAGCUUUUCAAAUAUAAACCAGCAAGCUAACAUUGAAGCCUUUGCUAACAACCUCUGCUUUAUUUCCAUGGAUACCAUAUUUUACUGCCAAUCUGUUAUCUUUGUUGAGGAAGAAUUGCACCUAUAGUUUGCCCUACAGGAUGUCCCCCCAAAGCUCUUCACACAAUAACAGCACAUCAUUCAGUGUACUCACUAUUGGAACACAGGGAACACAACAAAACAAAUUUGCACACAGCAAGCUCCCAAUGUGAUAAGCUACUCUGUCUCAUUUUGUUAAUAUUGAUUGGAGGAUUAACAUAGGGCUCAUCUCUCUCACUGCAUUUCAAAAUAAUGUCAUGGGAUCCAUUAAAAAUAUCAGACUAGUGCUUGAUUUAACAGCAACUCCAGGCUCCAACAGCCUAGACUAUUGCACUCAAGUCUCUGGAGCAGAACUCAAACCCAGAUGCUACACACUCUAAAACGAAUGUCCUGCUAAUGGGGUAAUGACUUCCAUCGACAUUAACACCUUGGAAACACAAUGCUGGAAUCUGGAGCAAAAAGCAAAUUGCUGGAGGAAUUCAUCGUCUGAGGAGGGAAAUGGACAGUUGACAUUUGGACCAGAUGAAGGGUCUCGACCCAAAAUGUUCACUGUCCAUUUCCCUCCAUAGAUGCUGCCUGACCUGCUGAAUUCCUCCAGCAGUUUGAUUUUUGAUGACAUUAACACUAGCACUGAUUAAGCAACAUUGAAUUGUUAACUUGCUGAAGUUUACACCACAUAUCAAACUGGUGGCAGAGUUAAAGUAGACAACAUUAUUUCAUCCAUAUCUUUCAUAAAAAUGUGGUGCAAUUUGAGGAUUAAAGCAAUGAGAACACUACAAUCUGCUCCUCCUAAUUUAGUCCCUCAUCUCAUUUUCAGUAUCUGGAAUGUUUCAGUGUUAGCAUUAAUUAAGAUUUUUUUGCGAUUACUCUCAAAACAUGUUCAAUAGAAACAACCGCUCAUUAAAUGAACUAGACACUUGUCAAGGAUAGUUGGAAAACCCAGGUAACUUUCAACACUUUCAUGGUUGGAGGCCCCAUUAUUGCAAGUCUCAGAAGGUCUGGAGUAAGGGGAUGUUCUUUGUCUAAGGGUGACAACCCUGCUCUGUCUCCCUAUAAAAUCAUCCACUUAUGGAGAGUAGUUGCUACCUGAAACAAGGUCAAGGCAGUGCUACCAAUUGUAAUAUAAUACAGUUUUGUAUGCUGCCUGUGCUAAGUUGCAGUCAGAGAACUGUAAAGAGAGGAAAAAGGUUGUGAGAAGGAUUUGAGAGGAGGCAGAACAGCAAGAGUGAAGAGCAAAGGAGGACAGUACAAUGACAAGGUCAUAAAGUGUCUGGUACAGAUUCCAGUAGCAAGCAGAGAAGACACUGAGAGCCACAAAGCAAGAGGACAAAGGCAAAGGCAAUCUCACCCACCAACUGACAGCGAACUAGAUACAGAAUGACAGAAAAAACAGCUGGUAAGGCAAUGAUGGGAAAGGGAGCACAAGGGAGAGUAUACAAGUGGUAACGGAAGGGAUAUGACAGGCAAAUGGGAGAGAAUAUACUCAAUGAGGAGGGAAGAAUGGUUGGCUCAGGAGAGGCACGUUACUGAUCCUGCAAGGGAUUUGGCAAAGGCAAGUCAACUUUUUAAGCUUUCAACAGUUAUCAGAGAUGCAAAGGAGAAUCUUCUGCAGUCAAACGAAUGUGGCUUAUUAUUUUAAAACAAAUGGGACAGGGUCUAGUAAUGAAAAUUCUUGCACCAUGAUCUGCACCUUCCAGAAAGCCAAUAUCCCACUUCAAAGUGCCGUCAUUAUUUACAUCCUAAAGAAAAAUAAGUCACGUCCAACUGAUGUUUAUGACUCAUGACCUGGUCUCUCUGCAAAGACAAAACCAGCAGUUUUUUAAAAACAAGCAUCUGCCUAUGUGCAGAAAUUCCCCAACAAAUGGGUCCAGAAUCUUAAUUACACCACCGUUUCUUAAGCAUAAUCUGCAGUUAAAGGGAUAGCCCAGGUUAAACAAAGCUUCAGUUUACCAGCUAAACAUUCUCCAAGUACAAUCUAGAUCCGAAAUUAUCCCAGGAUGUCAGAUUUUUAAACAAAAAGAACAACUCAGUUCCUGCACCUGUAAAUGGUUCUGUUUAGUCGUGAAAAUUUAUAUUUGUCGAGACGUAGAAGUCUCUGAGAAAGGUUAUUUUCAUCUCAGAGGGGUUGUAAACCAGCCUAAAUUUUAACGUGCUUAAUUAAGAAAUUGCAGCAAACACCUUAAAAUAAAUUAAACCUACAGACAGGUUAUGAACAUGGAUUCUUGUUCAUUGGGAUUUUGUUCCUUUUCCAUUAAGCUUUUCCCUCUGGAUUCCUUUGGAUUUGCAAGGAAUCUAUAUAUUAAAAAGAGGCCCUAAUUAAAUCCAUCUUAGCUUGACUUCAGCUCAAAUGCAAAGUUAAUUGGUACCAACUAAUGCUCAUCUGAAGCAGUCAAUGUUCUAGUAAUACAGUCUUUUACAAUAUGGUCCACUUUCUCUUAAAUGGAUUGUGCAGAGAUCUUAUCUUCCUCUACUCGAUAUUACCCAAACCCAGUUACUGUAUGACCACUGUACAUCAUGAUUAAUAAAAGGAACUACCUGUGGUUGAACAUUUUCAAGAACUCACUGCCACCCUAAAGAUCUUGUUAAAUUUCUGACCUUCCAGUUUUGAAUUAACACUAUGGAUAUUGCAACAUUGAUAUUUUAGGGAACAUCUUUAAAUGCUUGUAUGAAGGGAUACAAGGAUGUUGUUGCAUUUUGUGAAAUAUCCUCAAAUAUAUGAACUUGACAUUCCA